Porites evermanni is the source of this 1740-nucleotide messenger RNA. NCBI's taxonomy places the organism in Eukaryota, Metazoa, Cnidaria, Anthozoa, Scleractinia, Poritidae. The record is from the annotation of a GenBank genome assembly.
CAGGAUUUAAGUUCAAAUGAAUUAGUGCACUUGCCCAAUAGCAUGGGAGAGAUGAUAUCUCUAAAGGAUUUGAACCUACGGAGGAAUCGCUUAGAAGUUUUACCCGAUGGUAAGAUAACUAUUACUUACUUGUUUUUAUUUGUGUUUUUCAUUAGCUGUUAUUUCAAAUGAUGUUAUGAAGAAGCUAAGCUAGUCAAACUUUUAUUGAUUUUUACCUUCUUUUCUCAUUCCUCCCAAUAAGUUUGCCCAUCCUGUAAGAAAUUAUAUGCCAUUGUCACCCCAUCAUCUCCUUGAUUUUAUUCUGGAUUCUGUGCUUAAACAUCGACGAAAGGUAGUCUUUGUGUUAGUUACAAAAUCAGGGUUGUCAGAAACUUUUGAAGGAGACAGCUGAGUUGUCAAAGUAAGCGGCCAGUCCAGGGAUAUUUUAUUUUAAAAAAAACACCAUCUGUAAAGAAAUGCCAAGCAGAGUAGCUGGCUGAUAUUAACCAAGUAGGCAGCAAUUUUCGCUGGCAGCCAGCUACUUUUGACAACCCUGUAAAUGCAUUGUUUUUCCUUUUUUAUUUUGCAGAACUUAGUAAAUUAAAAUUGGUUAGGUUAGAUUUUUCAUAUAACAAAGUGUCAGUAAUUCCGCCUGCGUACCGGCUUAUCACCAGUCUUUCUGUGUUGGAGCUGGCUCACAAUCCUCUGACCUCCCCUCCUGCCCAGGUAGGUGCAUGAUCCUCAAACAAUUGCCUUUAAAAUGGAUCGCAAUUGAGGUUUUUGAAAACUUGUGAGUCUAACAGUAUUUCAAAGUUCAUUAUUUUGGUUUGUAACCUUUGAUGUGGGCUUUGAGAGAGAUAUUUGUUUGAUAUGAAGCUGUGAUUUGUCAUUUACCAGUAAAUUCUUCCCUAACGUUGAAUCCCUUAGCAAAAAAGGAUGUUUUAAAGGCAAUAUUAAAACAAUGAGCUAGAUAGCCAUGACAGACCCUUAAAGAUGAAGCAGUCUUGACUGAAAAAAGCUUGGUCAAACAUGACAGAUUUGUUAUAAAGGCAAAACUUGCUGUAGUCAGAAAUUGAAAGAUGUAAAAAUUAGACUGGUUUGAAAUUUUUUAAAACCUGGCAAAAGUUUCACCAAACCAGAAACAGAUGAGCUGGGCUGUGGUGUUGAAGAUGGUUGCAAUGUAAGACAAAAGAUUGGAAAGACACCACAACACAACACUGACAAGAGCUAACCUUCAAUGGUUAUUGCAACACUUUUUUUUCUAAAUACUUAUUAUUUAUAGUUUCUGACAUCACGGAGGCGAUAUUAAUGUCGCACAGCGAUUAAAGUGCUGGACUUAAAAUCCAGAGGCCCUGAAUGCAACUCCCCCCUAUAUGCUAGCUGGAUUUGUUUCUAACAGUCCUGGAUUCAACUCUUACACUAGUCUUGUUGGCCAUGCUUGUAAACAGCCAAGUGGUUGGCCUGCUACCAGUGGGGAUUCUUAACCCUAUUAUUUUUAAUAAUAUUUUUUGAACUAGUUGUUUCAUUAUCCCUGAAAAGCCCUUAAAGGGAGAGGAUAUUUAUUUAUUUAUUUAUUUAUUUAUUUAUUAAGCAGUUAACCUGGUUACAGUAACUGCACAGUGAAUCCUCGGGAAAUACUUUCUGUCUUUUGACCUUUUGCUACUUCAGGUUUGCACAAAAGGGAGGUUACAUAUUUUCAAAUACCUCAGUGCAUCUGCACAUGAACAAGAAAAGGUGAGUCCCUGUACCACUAUCUGCUGA